Exophiala viscosa is the source of this 1693-nucleotide messenger RNA. RefSeq names its product putative cyclase-domain-containing protein. The record is from RefSeq and is a predicted model, not a curated record. The coding region runs from base 206 to 1222 and encodes 338 amino acids. The transcript is spliced from 2 exons. NCBI's taxonomy places the organism in Eukaryota, Fungi, Ascomycota, Eurotiomycetes, Chaetothyriales, Herpotrichiellaceae. Gene Ontology annotation, molecular function: arylformamidase activity.
UAGGUGGACAUUGAGGCUGGUUGAAUUCAACGGGCUCGGUUCCGUGAACCAUUUGUUCCAAAGUCAAUCUUGAGCAGACAUUGGCCGUUUCAUCGUCGAAAGGCUGGUCUGAUCCUUGGCUGAUAGAGCAUCUCUCGUCGUCGGCCUGGAAUGCUUGAUCACGACUUUCCAUCAAUACACCACAUUACUUCCCACACAACACAAUAUGGACGACCCAGCGACACCACCUUUGGUCGCAGACUUCAGUCCUGUUCACAAGUUUCAGAGGCCACAGUUUGAAGAUUUGCCGCUCCGCGAAGGUGACCCCAAAUGUUCGGCAUGGGGCUUAUGGGGAGAUGAGGAUGAACUUGGCACGUUGAACCUUCUUACUCCUGAUGUUGUCGCCCGAGCCUCGAGGGAAGCGCGCAAUGGCAUCGUUGUACCCUUGAGCAUUCCCCUUGAAUCGCCGCUGCUACCGAUGAACCCGAGAAGAACGCCGUGCGCCCAUAACAUCAUCGCCAAGGGCUAUGCCAACGACGACGAAGUCCAUCUCAACACUCAAGCGUCAAGUCACUGGGAUGGCCUGCGGCAUUAUCCAUACCAAAUUGAGUCCGAACAUCGCUAUUACAAUGGUGUCACGACGGAAGACAUUUCAGGGCCCAACCGAAAUUCCAAGAUUGGCGUGCAAAACAUGGCGCGGCACGGCAUCGUCGGUCGCGGUGUUUUGUUGGAUUGGCGAGAGUAUGCAAAAAGAAAGGGAAUAAAAUACUCUCCCUUCUCAAGUCAUGCCAUUCCGCUAGAGCAACUGCUAGAAGUGGCUGAAUCUCAAAGGGUUGAAUUUUUCCCAGGUGACAUCUUGAUAAUCAGAACAGGAUGGACAGAAGAGUACAACAAAUUGACCGAUGCAGAAAAGUUGCAUUUGGCGAGACGAGAGCAAAGAUGCUUUGUGGGCGUUGAAGCAAGUGAAGAAAUGAUCAGAUGGCACUGGGACCGUCAGUUCGCGGCAGUCGCCAGCGACACUAACGCAUAUGAAGUCUGGGGGGCACCUUCCAAACCUUGGGGCAUUGCUUGUCAUGAGGUGUUCCUUAGCGGCUGGGGCAUGCCAAUUGGCGAAGUCUGGGACCUGGAGACGCUGUCCACAACGUGUCAGGCAACAGGGCGGUGGACUUUCUUGCUGACUAGCUCUCCGUUAAAUCUGGACAGCGGCGUGGCCAGUCCCUCAAACGCCAUCGCUAUAUUUUGACAAACACUUCCAAUCUGUGUCGGUAUAAUAAUUUCCACUAUAUUGCAUUCAUAGCCACUCCCACGAGUACUACGACAUGCGUGAUCACUCAAAGUUGUUGGUAAGUGUCCACCUCGGUAGGACCAUGUCAAAACCCCCUGGGCCUUUGCCCUCUCCACAGGCUUGGUCGCUAUGAUACCGAACCUGUGUCUGACCCCACGAAUUCUGGUCGAAGCUUGGUCUUGGUCUUGGUGGCCGGGGAUAUAUACGCGAUAGAUCGAAGGGCAUCUCAUAGUUUGAUUUGGAUCACCAAGGAACAGAAGAAACAAGUUUCAUCAUGGGCAGCAUCGACUAUUCAGACUUCAGAAUCUUGACACCAUGUGCCAUCUUAGGCUAUGGGUUCAGAAGCGACCACUUCUGGCUGGGCAUCGACAAAUACAAGCCCGCUGCUAUCGUCGUUGAUGCAGGUAGCACCGAUGGCGGACCAUAUAA